Messenger RNA from Nelumbo nucifera (sacred lotus), 606 nucleotides. NCBI's taxonomy places the organism in Eukaryota, Viridiplantae, Streptophyta, Magnoliopsida, Proteales, Nelumbonaceae. The record is from RefSeq and is a predicted model, not a curated record.
AUGGAGAAUGGGCUACCCGAUUUGGCGGCAAUAGCACCAAUAGACAAAAGCACGUGCAAUGCAAGUUCCUCAUGUGGCGGUGUCCCUCCUUCUUUCGACCUUCUUCCUUCUCUAUUUUUUGAGACUGAUGUUGAGGCCAGCCUCACCAAGCUCCAACGCGAAGACUUCGAAUACUACAUGCAAAUCUAUUCCAUAAUCCUUGGUCGGAACAACAAGAAAUCAACUGUCGACGUCGACCUCGCCAGCCUCGGCAGCAACAUGAACCCUCCCGUCAAGCUUGACUCCCAAGACCUUCUUCUCCAAAUUGGCGACAAGAAAUUCUACCUCCUCCUUAAUGUUUGCAACAUCCUUGGAGGUUCUCUGCCUGUCACAUCCCUCACGCUCCUCCACCCCUUCCGUCGUCCGCUACACAUCUGCCCUCUGCAUGGGUUGCGCUACCUCCACCGCCGCAUCACUCUUCCAAGAAGGGGUGGGGUUGGGCGUCGAGUGAUUAUUUGGACGAUGACGAGGAAGACAAGAACAACAUUGUUACUGCAAGUGCUAGCAAGAAAUUACGGAGAGAAGAGCAUGAGAUGUUUGGAUAUGAUGGAUCGAGAGGAAAGAUAG